Episyrphus balteatus (marmalade hoverfly) is the source of this 900-nucleotide messenger RNA. Its product is annotated as antigen 5 like allergen Cul n 1-like. The transcript has 5 exons. NCBI's taxonomy places the organism in Eukaryota, Metazoa, Arthropoda, Insecta, Diptera, Syrphidae. The coding region runs from base 93 to 866 and encodes 257 amino acids. The record is from RefSeq and is a predicted model, not a curated record.
CAUAGCUUCUUCGACCUUAAAAAUAAAAUACAUCGCUCAAUACGAAUUUCUUUGUCAAUCAAAGUAAAAUCAAAAUUUUUAAACUAAUCAAAAUGAUUCCCGAAAUAACUUUUCUUAUCAUCUUCUUGAAUUUGGCUAAUAGCUAUGAAUACUGCAAUAAAGAAACAAAGGUGUGCAUGGGAAAUACCAAACGACACAUUGUCUGUUUUAAAGAACAAAUUACACCAGAAGCCGAAUAUCAGAAACAUUACCCUAUGACUGAUUUAUUCAGGAAUUGGAUUCUCUAUUGGCAUAAUUAUUAUCGAAACGAAGUUGCUUGUGGAAAAGCACAAGGCAGUGAAGGCUAUUUACCCCGUGCUUUUCAAAUGAGGGAAUUGGCUUGGGAUUACGAACUUGAGUAUAUAGCAAGUAUUCAUGCUGGACGAUGUAAAAUGCAACAUGAUCAAUGUCGAAAUACUGAACGCAUACCAAUAUCGGGGCAAAAUUUAGCCUAUCACAAGACAACAGGACCUCCUCGUAAGGCAUUGGAUCGGGCACAAAUUUCAAUAUAUAAUUGGUAUAAGGAAUGUCAAUAUAUUCCAGAAUCCAUAAUUCAUAAUUAUGGAAAAAUAGAUUCAACUGCAAAAAUUGGUCAUUUCACGGUUUUGUCUAAUGACAAAGUUGGAAGAGUUGGCUGUGCCAUGACUUUUUGUACAAGCUUUCCGGAUAAAGAUGAAAAAUGGGUUUACAAUUUCCUAACUUGUAACUACGAUUACACCAAUGUUCCCGGAUAUCCUGUAUAUAAAAUUGGCAAUACAAGAAAUUGUGACGGUUUUAACGGUGAAAUAAGUUCAAAUUUUAGUUGUCUUUGUGCAAAAUCAUAUUAAAAAUUCAAGCAAUAAUAAAAUAAAUUUCUUUAAA